Leptidea sinapis is the source of this 578-nucleotide messenger RNA. RefSeq lists its product as uncharacterized. Bases 169 to 507 code for a protein of 112 amino acids. The transcript is spliced from 5 exons. Lineage: Eukaryota; Metazoa; Arthropoda; Insecta; Lepidoptera; Pieridae. The record is from RefSeq and is a predicted model, not a curated record.
UAAUUAUAACAUAUUUUGAAAUGAUAAAAUAAAAUUACAAAUACCCUAAACUUUCAAUUUAUUGAAAGUGUACAAAUCAGAAACUAGAAACGCACAACAACUUAUAUGUUACCAAGCCUGCCCAAGACGAAUAUUUAACGAGUCUCUGGAACUGAGUACCGAGACACGAUGACUGUCGAUGGUAAGUCAGACGGUACAGAUGGACGCAGUGGUCUGACCAUAAAAGAUAAUACGUCACAGAGCAGGAUCUAUAGCACACCCGUUCCUACACGAAAUAAUAAACACGAGCUCUCUGAUAUAAGUCCGUACGCCCAAUUUGCAGUUGGAUUCCGUACGUUCGGUCACGUUGACAAUCAAGAUGUGCCGACGUCGCACAGAAAGCAUAGAUAUAACUCAGAAACAAGUUUCCAAGUAUGUUCGGAGUGUGAUGAUACUGACACUCUCUCCAAGUACACGUUGAAGGGAAGGAGUAAAUGCGCCAGAGGAACAAGUUCGGCCUACAGAUAGUUCUAAAACCACGUUUUAAUUAUUAGUUAAUUUGUUAAAUUUAUUCUAAGCCUAUGUUCCCUAUAAGACUG